Molecule: messenger RNA, 1280 nt
Organism: Ascoidea rubescens DSM 1968
Lineage: Eukaryota; Fungi; Ascomycota; Saccharomycetes; Ascoideales; Ascoideaceae
Exons: 1
Coding region: 227-1117 (296 amino acids)
Source: RefSeq, a predicted model, not a curated record
AAAAUAUCUUUGUUUGACUUGUUUAAAUUGUUCAACACUUAGAAAUGGUCCCCAAAUAUCUUCACACUGUUUUGCCAUGGCCCAUUGCUUAGAAUAUAUAAUCGAGAGGAUCCAAUUGCGUUUUUUUGAAAACGGUUACAAUAAACUCUGGUAACAAAUAUAUCGCUCUUAUCUUUUAAAUUGAUCCUUUAUAUUCCUUAUCCCAAGCUAUCUCACAAUAUUAUCAAUGUCUUUUAGACCAAAAAUUGCUGUCUUUGGUACCAAUGGGCUACUAGGAAAACCUGUUUUAGAAGCAUUAACCUCUUCAACCUUCUCAAAGUACUUUUCUUUCCCAAUUAUUGCAAUUACAAGAGAUAAAUCAAGAUUUACAUCUACAAAUUUAAUCGAAUUCAGAGAGGCUAAUCUUGAUCAAUCAAACGACUCAUUCACUCAGGCUUUAAAGGAUGUCGACGUUUUGAUUAAUGUAGCAAGCUUGGAUAUUCAACUCAACACUCUAUUAGGUGCCAUAGUUAAAUCUUCUUCUGUCAAAUUAUACAUUCCAACUCAAUUUGGUAUGGAACUAACUAAAAUUCAAGAUUAUUUACCCAUUAUUGAUAUUAAAAUUAAACACAGCGAAAAAGCUAGAAAAUUAGGAAUUAAGACAGUUGAUAUCUCAACUGGAUUAUUUGCAGUCCCCGGCUCGUUUCUAUAUGAGUGGUUAGGUGCUGUUGGUUACUCAAGAGACGAUAAUGUUGCUACUAUCAUUGGUGAUCCCGAUUUAAAAUUUGCAAUCUCAAAAUUGGAAGAUAUAGGAAAAUCUGUCGCCUCAAUUGUCUCCAAAGACCCUAAUACUCUACCUGAUUCAGUUAGAAUUUACUCUGAUCUAGUCUCCCAAGAACAAGUUCUUGAACGAUAUGAAAGAUCACAUAAUAUUAAAAUUAAUCGCCAAUAUAUUACAAAACAACAAGGCUUAGAAAAGGCACAAGAUACUCUCAAAAAUGGGUUUAAUAUUAAAGAUUUCUUUUUCUAUUUACAAGUCGUUGCCUCUCAAGGUAUCGACAAAGGUUCAUCCUUUUCUUCUGAUGAAAGAGAUUUUGUUAAUCCAAAUGAAUCUUUAUUUGACUGGGGAAAAUUUUAAUCUAACUCCAAUUAUAUCUUAGCUAAACUCUAGCAAUUUAAAUACGUAAAUCAAAUAUAAUAUUAGCACCUUUUUGUCUACGUUUUAAAAAUCACUUCUUUUAAUUUUCUUUUUCUAAUUCCAAUUGAUAUUUCAACUAUUUUGUAUAUCUUGAAAUAAAUAC